This is a messenger RNA of Coccomyxa subellipsoidea C-169, 2451 nucleotides long. RefSeq lists its product as hypothetical. The transcript is spliced from 14 exons. NCBI's taxonomy places the organism in Eukaryota, Viridiplantae, Chlorophyta, Trebouxiophyceae, Coccomyxaceae. Gene Ontology annotation, biological process: proteolysis. Gene Ontology annotation, molecular function: serine-type endopeptidase activity. The annotation marks the transcript as partial. The record is from RefSeq and is a predicted model, not a curated record.
CUGGCAGUUGGUGCAAAGCCACCAGUAGCGGUUCAGAAGCCUCUUUUGUUUCCAAAAUGGGGCCACAAGCGGCAAGAUAAUUGGGCUUGGCUCAGAGACGACCGCCGCAAAGAUCCCCAAGUUCUCCAAUAUCUGAAGGAGGAGAACUCAUUUGCAGACGCAGUGCUUGGAGGGGCCCUGGCAGAUGAUCUAGAGAAUGAAAUGAAGGCGCGCACCGCCCACGAUGAUCACAGCGUGCCACAGCGUGUCGAUUUGUUCUGGUACUACAGCUAUCGCCGGCAAGGAGAUCAAUACCGUAUACAGUGCAGGAGGAAAGUCCCACAAGGAGCAAGUGUCUUUAUGGAGGAUGAUGUCAUGAAUUCAAAAGCAGCAGAGGAGGUCCUGCUCGACGAAAAUAAGGAGGCACAUGGUCAUAAGUUCUUUGACCUGGGCGGCUUCCAGGCAACAGACCACAGAUACCUGGCAUAUGCAGUGGACUUUUCUGGCAACGAAAGCUACGCGAUAUAUGUGAAGGACAUUGGGGAGGACACUGUCGUGCCCAUCAGCGGGGUGCAUGACGCCUCGGGGCAGCUCGCCUGGGCCCUGGACAAUCAAACUCUCUUUUUCACAACAACCAAUAAAACACUGAGGAGUGACAAGCUAUGGCGGUGGCAAAUCAACAGCACAGCGCAAGGAGCUCAACAGAUAUACAAUGAACCUGAUGAGGCGUUCCAUUUGGAGUUGACCCACACAAGAAGCAGGAAGUACCUUUUGCUGUACGGGCGCUCUGAGGUCACAAAAUACCUCUUAUAUCUGCCGGCUCAUACACCAUUGGGCAAUCUCACAGUUUUGGGGCCAAAAGUCCAUGCCCGCAAAUAUAGUCAAGCAGCAGACUGGGGAGACAUGUGGAUCAUGUUGGAGAGCGACAUGCAGAAGGACACUCUCAAUGCAGAGCUGCUUCUGCUGCCUAUGUCCAAUUCCACAGACCUCAUGCAACUUGAGCCCAUCACAACUCUUGUGCUCAUUGAGCAUCGGCAUGAUGUGGAGCUUGAGGACUUUGAACUAUCACAGCGACACUUGGCGCUCUUACAACGUGUCAAUGGUCUGAGCACUCUUAAGAUAUUCACCUUGGAAGAACAGACGCAGAACCACACAACCCUGGGUGAGGGACGGGCUGUGACAUUUGAGGAAGAAAGCUAUUCGCUGGGCUUUGGCAAACAGGGCCCGCUUGAUUCACCGGUGAUACGGGUUGUAUACAGCUCCUUUGUGACCCCAGACAGCACCUAUGACAUCAACGCCAUGACAGGCAGACGAGUGCUGAAGAAGCAGAAGCAGGUGCUUGGUGGCUUUGACAAGGAGCAGUAUCGCACUUUCCGGCUGUGGGCGCCGUCUGAUGGAGGCGUACAAGUGCCUGUGUCCGUGGUGCACAAGAAGGGGUCUGUGCGGUUGGAUGGCUCAGAUCCCCUCCUGCUUCACGCUUACGGCGCUUACGGCGCCGCGCAGGAUGCAGACUUUGACUCAAAGAGGCUGAGCCUGUUGGACAGGGGGUUCAUUUAUGCCAUCGCUCAUGUGAGAGGCGGUGGCGAUCUGGGCCAGUACUGGUACCUUGAUGGCAAAUUGCUCAACAAGAACAAUACCUUCCUAGACCUCAUUGCAGCGGCUCAGCUGCUCAUCGCUGAGGGAUAUACGAGUCCUGAAAGGCUCUGUCUGUGGGGUCGUUCGGCUGGGGGCCUGACUGUGGCUGCAACCAUCAACAUGCGCCCAGAGCUGUUCAAGGCUGCCAUCUUGGAUGUGCCAUUCGUUGAUGUCAUUGCCACCAUGUCAGACCCUGGCUUGCCCCUCACUGUGACAGAGUAUGAGGAGUGGGGAAAUACCAUCGCCAACCAGACCAUGUAUGAGUACAUGCUCUCAUACUCUCCUCUGGAUAAUGUACGGAGACAGCCUUAUCCCAACAUGCUGGCGACAGGGGCUUGGAAUGAUGCGAGGGUGGCAUACUGGGAGCCUGCAAAGUGGGUCGCCAAGACUCGCGCCCUGGCGACGAACGAGCCCCUCAUCUUGUUGAUGGAGAACAUGGCUGCUGGACACUUUGGCAACAGUGGCUUCUUCUCGUCGCUGCACGAGACUGCCUUGAAAUACGCCUUUCUGCUGCGAAUUACAUGCACAGCUGUGGAUGUGUCUGCUGUCUCAACAGAGAGCGAGGAGUCGGGGGUGUGUGUGCCUUGUGUGGCAAUCUUUGUGGUCGUGGUGGCUGGGUUUGGGGGUCUGUUGGUUGGUUCUCUCUACUAUGGGGGCACUGUGCUGCAAAGCUGGAGAAAGGCCGGGGAAGGGAGAGGGCAGGGCAUCAGGGAAGUGGCCAUGCAAGGUUUCAAGCGGGAGAUGGCGAGGGAUGGCAGUGAGGAGGAUGAACCUUUGGACAGGCGACGAGAAGUCCAGCAGGAAAACGAACGAUUGAUACCAGAAGACGACCGAUGA